AUGGUUUUCUCGAAAUUUGACAAUUUACCACCUGAAUUAAUUGUAGAAAUAAGUGAUUAUCUAGAUGCAUGCGAUCUGUAUCAUGCAUUUUAUGGAUUAAAUCAAUAUAUUACAACAAUACUUGAUCAACAAUGUUAUCGACUUCAUAUUAAUUUGAUUCAUAUCUCAAAGAUUAAAUUUGAUUUGUAUUGUAAUCAAAUUCUGCCAUAUAUUGGUGCUCAUGUUAUCUCUUUAACAUUGAAUGGAGAUAAUUCAUCAACACCUGGGCAGCUUAGACAUUUUUUGACACGUUUUAAUCCUCUUGCAAAAUAUUUUGUCAAACUUGAAUCAAUCAAAUUAUUGAACUCUACAAAAUCGGAUGUAGAAAAUCUUGUAACUCAUUUGUCUGGAUUAAUUCAUCUUAAAUAUUUAUCAAUUGGUGACUAUAAACGCUUGAUGCCAAUUAGUAUAAAUACAGAUGAUUUAUUUGAUGAAACUAUCGCGUUACCUAUAUCUUUACGUAGCUUAGCAUUUCCAUACAAAAUUUCAAAUAAAUGGAUUCAAUCAUUGAAUGUAACAUCAUUUAUAGAACAGUUACAUGUUCAUCUUAUUCAUAUAGAUUCAAUAUCUUUCUUUCUACAAACGUAUCCUAAUUUGAAACGUUUGACUGCUGUUCUAUCAGGUAUUACUGAAAAUAUUUUACAAUCUCCGAUUACAUUUCAUUCAUUGCAAUAUUUGAAUAUAAAUAUUACUCAAGAUGUAUUAUUCGAUCAUUUUGCUUCGUUUCUUCGAAAUAUUCCUCAACUUCGUUCAUUAUCAGUCGAAGCACUCAAUCCUGAUCUACCUUUUUUGGAUGCUCAUCAAUGGGAAAGAAUAUUACCAUCAAGUCUUUCUUUAUUUCGUUUUGGUUUCACCAUGACAUUACCUGAAAAUCCCGAUCAUAUUGAAUUAUUAAAACCUUUUAAAAGUCAAUUUUGGAUAUUACGUCAUUGGUUUGUUCAAUGUCGUUUACGUGAUCGUGGUCGAUUUUUUCGUUUAUCAACUAUUCAAUCACCUAUAAUUACUAUUCUUUAUUGGCCUGAUGAUGAAGUUUUAGUUGACUCAACAUCUAUAGCUGUAUAUCGCAAUGUCACUCACAUUGAUCUAUGGUGGAAUUUAUCGAAAUCUACCCAAUCAAUAUGUCCUAAUGUAAAUUCUAUUCAGUUAUAUGGUGCUAGUACUGAAGAAAAUGAACCUUUUCAUCCAAAUAUUUGUGAUCUUUUACAAUCUUCAUCACUUGAACAUAUUAUUAUUAAUAAUGAUAUACCAAUUACUCAGUUCAGAUUUGCAUCUGUUCUUAUAAAAUCAACAAAUAAUGUUGAUAAAUUGACAUGUUCUACUAACUGGCUACAUUUUAUGUUACAAUAUAAAAAAUACGAAUGGAUUUGUUUCCUAAUAACUAUACGUAUACGUAAACUGAUUCUUGUAGGUGAAGAAGCAACUCUAUCUCAUAACGAUUUAAUUGCAUUUAGUCGAACAUUUAUUAAUUUAGAAGAAAUUACAAUAAAGUUAGAUUCAUCAGAGGACAUGUUUUUUCUUUUGAAUAUUCUUCGACAAUUAACAAUGGCAAAUAUUGAACUACCUAAUAUUACGAUUAACAAUGUGACUGAUAUAACAAAAUGGAUUAAAGAAAAUACUAUACUUCGUGAUUUUAUUGUUCAAACACAAACAACUACAUUAGAUACUUGCAAAAUAAUUCUUUGGAUUGGUUCACGUGAGACUACAAAUUCGUUGACAUCAAAUGAGAAUUUAUAUUUAAAACAUUCAAUUAUCAAUAAAUACAUGUCUGAGAACUGA
Adineta steineri is the source of this 1815-nucleotide messenger RNA. Lineage: Eukaryota; Metazoa; Rotifera; Eurotatoria; Adinetida; Adinetidae. The record is from the annotation of a GenBank genome assembly.